AGCGGGCCGUGCGCCAGGGCCAAGCCGAGCGGGAGGCACCUGUUUGCGGCUGAGCUGUGUGGCAUGUGGCGCUGAUCCGGAGCGACUCUGUGGCUCGGGAGGAGGAUGGGAGGAUCCCGGUGCUUCGGCCUCGCGCUGGUCGGAGCUCUGCACCUCGUGUCAUUGGUCCACUCGGUGAUGGGGGCGGGGCACUGUGAUUCGGUGUUUCGGGGUUUCUCAGACUGUCUGCUGAAGCUUGGAGACAACAUGGCCAACUACCCCCAAGAUCUGGACGACCGGCAGAACCUUCAUCGCAUCUGCUCGUACUGGGAUAACUUCCACUCGUGUGCGGCGACCGCUCUCACCGACUGCCAGGAGGGGGCGACGGAGAUGUGGGAGAAGCUGAAGAAGGAAUCGAGGAAUCUGGACUUCCGCGGGAGUCUGUUUGAACUGUGUGCAGGGGGCAACGGGGCGGGGCGUCACCACGGCAACACGGUGCUGCUCGCCACCGGCGCCGCCCUGCUCGCGGUGCUCCUGGUCUGAGCCAUGAAACGAGAAGACAACAAGAGAAAUGUGGAUUCUGUUUCAUCAAAUGUCACCAAAACCUCCUGAGGCUCUGCUGGUAAAACCUCAACAUUGGACAGAAGAAUGAACUUAAAUGUCCCAUAUUACACUAUUUUCUGAUCUGAUUUUCUGUGUUCUAAUGUUGUUUCCUCAUCACAAACAGACCUGGAGUUGUGUUUUGUUUCAUUCACACAUGUUUAACUCACAAACCCGGCACAUUUAGGCUCCACUGUGUUUUUAAACUCCACACACCUUCACUAUAAUCAUUUGGAUGAAUUCAGCCAAUCUCUACUGAAACUUGAAAACUACCACUUCGUGACAUCACAAGGUGGAACAGAGCAUUUUGAGCUUUGGAGAUGUAAACAGACUAAUAAUAAAGUGUUGCUCAAACAUGUGUGAAUGAAACAAAACACAACUCCAGGUGUGUUUUUGAGGAGGUAUCAACAUUAUAACAUGACUUAAAGCUCACGAGAGUCCAGUGUGUCUAAUAUAGGACCUUAAACUAAACUACUCCAAACAAUCUGAAUUACAAAACAAAAUUCAACAUUAAAAUUCCUUCAUUUGUGAAUUAUUUUGGCCAGAUUUCAUAUCCUCUCCCCCUCACCACGGCUGUGCUACUUGCUUUAGUCUUGGUUUAAACAAAAAACACUGGUUUAAACCUGGUUAGCCUCCAAACUCAUUGUGUUCUACAGAGAGAGUCGUCAUCUGAGAGACUCAAAUCUGAACUUUACACUAAUCCAAGAAUCUCAUGCAUUUCAGAACAUGUUUGUAGAGGCCUAAACUACAGGGUGAGCAGCUUUUACACAGAAUAACACCCCAUGGAGGCACAGGGAGGGCAUCUGACACACAGGGAGGGCAUCUGACUCUCUCGGUAGAAUCCAGUGCUAAAGUAAACAUGGAGGACCAGAUUUGUCACUGCAAAUGGUUGGUCCCUGGAUAAUUUUGGUCCAAAGCAGAGCCGGAGUCGCCUGCGUUCUGAACAGGAGGACUUGAGCGAGGCCAGACGUCGUGUGAACAGUGUACAGAGCCUUCUCCUGUUCUGUUCUGUUGUGAUUUCUGUAGAUUUUGUUUUGUAGAUUUGGUUUUUCAAGGCUUCGGUCACACCAGUUUUAGAUCUGCGUUUACGUUUUGGGUCUAAAAGAAUCGGGCUGCAACAGGGAAACAUUUAAAAAUAAUCUGAAGCAAUGAAGUUUUGGUUUAUUUACCGUUUCAAAUCUGUGCAAUAAUCCUGUCAUCAGUUUAUUUGAGAUUAGCAUCAGAAUCAAUGAAAGCACUUAUUAUACAACUCUAACUCAUGCACAUGAAUGUACACAACCUCCAUUUUAAACAACCAGGACCGAACCAGGACUGAACCAGGAUUAGACCAAGACUGAACCAGGACCAAACCAAGACCGAACCAGGACCGAACCAGGACUGAACCAAGACCGAACCAGGACCGAACCAGGACUGAACCAGGACCGAACCAGGACCGAACCAGGGCCAAACCAGGACAGAACCAGGACCGAACCAGGACCGAAGCAGGAUUAAAUCAGGACUAAUCCAGGACUAAACCAAGUCUCAGUGAAUCUGGCCAUAAAUGGCCCCUCUUAAAUUCUUUGACAAGUAUUUUAAAUAAUUCUGUUAAUUGUAUAAAUGUUUAAGAGUCUUGUUUUUAUUGCCAAGGAUAAAGUAUUCAUAAAAUGCAAUAACUGAUAUAAGACGAGUUUCCCUCUGAAGCAUGCACGUACUGCCCUUCUGUCAUCACACAUAUUUCAAUCAUCAAAACUGCCCAAAUUUUGCAUAAUAUAAAAUUUGGGCAAAAAUGUUUCUGUUAGAAUCGUCCCCAAAUCUGCUCUUUUUCACAUGUUACCUUUUACUCAUAUAAAUGUACAAAUAUUUGACCAUUUUUAAAUCAGUACCAUAAUAACUCUAACUUUUUUUAAAUUUUUAUUUUAAUUAAUUUGAGUUUUUGCUUUUGCCAGUCGUGAACACUUCAUUUAAAAUAUAAAACCUUACAUGUUUAAGCCAUAACCCGAUCCGCGACUCGACUGUUGGGAGCCGUAUUCUGUUGCAAUAUCUGACCCUGUGGCAGCCCCAGAAAACAGGAUGACCUUUGACCUCUGACCUCCGACCCGUGCAUGUCCGUGCUCGCCGCCGCCGCCGUUUUAGCUACAGCGUUUUAGCGUUUUGCGUCUUACCGUUGUUUUUGCGGUUUGGUAGCGUUCGAUUGGUGUGGCCGGGCCUUUGCUCUGGGAUGGAUUCUGAGGCACAAUAUGUGGGGGCGGAGCUAGGUGGAGCAGGGGUGGAGCUAAGGGGAAGAGAGCUGGAGUCUUUCAAAGUGUGUGAAAGAUGCUCUGCAUGAAGUCCGCUCACAGCCUAAAGAGUCUGCAGAGGGAGAAAAACAGUGCUAAACCAGACGCUAAUGCUACAGAAAUCAGGAUUAAACAUCACAAAUCCAUAGAGAUGCAUUAGCCAAAAUUGUUUAAAAAGUAAACAAAAGAGUCGUGGAACAGCUCGAUAAACUGUUGGGUCCCUGCAGGUAGAAGCAUCACAGAGUCAGAAAACACAGUGUUUAGUUUGAUUAAAUCUCUGUUACUUUACAUGAGAUUAAAACAAUGAUGAUACUGAUACUUUGCAGUGACGUCAUGCUGAGGGUGUUCUACAUGUAUCUCUGUUGUGGAAAGUUCAGCAGUUACUAUGGGAACACAAUGCAAACAAUAGCAAAAAAUGUUAAACUCUGAAAACUAAAAAGAAUAUCAAAUGGAUUUAAACACAGGAGUCUGUGAUCAGUCUGAGUGUUCAUGGUCCUGUUUAGGAGUUUGAUUUUACACAAAAAUGUGAGAGUGACUAACUGAAAACUGUUGGCUAAUGCUAGCUAGCUUGUGCCUGUAAUUUUAUGUGUAAGAGACUUGUUUAAACACACAAAUCAGCUCACCUGUUGUAGUUCCAACUAAGUCAGUUCUUUCUGGUCAGAUUGUGUUCAAAUAAAAUUCAGAUUAAGUGAGCACAUCACAUUUGCUGACGUGCUUUAGCCCGCUACAUCGGCUACAACAUCUGCACAUAAAGUUUUUGCUGUUUUAUCAUGAUGUAAGAAGGUAGAAAGUAAAUCAGAUGUCCAGGUCAGAUUUAGUGCAGAUCUAUACUUCAAUCAGAUUUGUUUUAAGAUAAAUCAUUGUCUAUGAUUUUGUCAAAAAGAAGAAAACUCAGCACCAUUCACUGCUGCUAAUAUGGCGUCCCUGUCAGACGUAGUCACAUGGUGCAGUAGCUCUAUAAACAAAACUUAACAAAACCCAUAGAAGCACCCAAGAAAAUAGGAUAAAGUAUGGCUAAUACUGCAGUAGCUUUGGAACUCUAUGUUAAACAAAUGGAUCAAAACAUUAGACGUUAGCUAGCGCCGCAGAUUGGGGAGGGCCGGACAGCGCUGACCACAGGCACUUAGUGAAUGUUCUCUGAGCUACUUAAGCACUUAACACAGAACGUUUAACAUGAUUUAGUCCAAAACAGCUCUCAUGUUUACACAGUUUUAUGAGGGGCAUAUGGACCAUGCACACAUUUAUUUUACAUGUUACAGAAUGAAUCAGCUUUUUAAGAGCUGCAACAGGUGAUAAAUGUAAUCCUACAGUGUGGGUCAGGGCGAAAUAAAAAAGCCUAGUUUCUUUGAUCCUCAACUCAUUGUUUUUUGGUUUUAGGUUUGCGUGUUCAGUUGUGAGCGUUGGACUGAAGGAACAUUAGCACAGCCGCUAACGUUAGCUCCUGUUAGCUCCCAUUAGCUCCUUGUGAUUCCCUGGUUUGAGUCAAAAAUGGCGAUGCUGAUGAAUGCACUUGAGCCUCUUUUAGCACGUGUUUCAGCCAUCCCAGAUCGAUGUGUAGAACUGAGACAGGGCCCACACAGAUCAGUCUGAGAGAGACAGCUUAAUUUUACGUCUUUAUCUAAAAUAAACCUUAUCAAACAUCUGUUACGAUCUCUGCUUCACUUAAAUGUACUCAGGCCACAGCUGACACAGAACACACAACUGUUUCUGGAGUCAAAGAGUGACACUGGAGUCAGGCUAACUACUAGCAUGACUGACGCAGAUCCGGUAAUGACUCAAAUUGGGGAAUGACACUCCUGUUAGCCUCAGUUAGCCUGUUGGCUCCUGUUAGCCUUAAUUAGCCACAGUUAGCCUCUGUUGGCUCCUGUUAGCCUCUGUUGGCUCCUGUUAGCUCUGUUAGCUCUUCCUCCCUGCCGCCGCAUCAGAAUCCUCCCUUAGCCGCGAAAAAAAAAACAAAAAAACAACAACGUUAGAUUUACAAGAAACAGCAAUACAAGACUUCACGGCCAGUGUAGCUUCAGAGACAAGAGAAUAUAAAAGUCAAAAUAUAAAUGAGUCUGGAGUGCGACUGCUUUAGCCCCGUUCAGUUCCGUCUCGAUUAAAACCUUUGUAGAGAGUAACUUUAGGUCUGUGUUUGAUUAACGUAGCAUCAGAGAAAUAUGA
This is a messenger RNA of Periophthalmus magnuspinnatus, 4997 nucleotides long. It is a transcript of the gene nrn1a, whose product is annotated as neuritin 1a. The record is from RefSeq and is a predicted model, not a curated record. The coding region runs from base 106 to 522 and encodes 138 amino acids. The transcript is spliced from 3 exons. Gene Ontology annotation, biological process: neuron projection extension; nervous system development. Gene Ontology annotation, cellular component: plasma membrane. NCBI's taxonomy places the organism in Eukaryota, Metazoa, Chordata, Actinopteri, Gobiiformes, Gobiidae.